Meyerozyma guilliermondii ATCC 6260 is the source of this 1566-nucleotide messenger RNA. RefSeq names its product Sgo1p (gene SGO1). The record is from RefSeq and is a predicted model, not a curated record. Gene Ontology annotation, cellular component: chromosome, centromeric region; nucleus. Gene Ontology annotation, biological process: meiotic chromosome segregation. The transcript has a single exon. Lineage: Eukaryota; Fungi; Ascomycota; Pichiomycetes; Serinales; Debaryomycetaceae. The coding region runs from base 1 to 1566 and encodes 521 amino acids.
AUGGCAAGUAGAAUUAACAAAGGUAAGAUUACACUAACAAGAAUGUGUGGAUUUCGCGCUCCACUCCGCAUUCCUUCACAUAACCACCAAAUCGCAACUGUUUAUCAACAAACAAACAUGGCACGUCCUUCAGUAGGGCUGCAAUCUUUGUGGGAAUUGGCAGCUUCCGCCAAACGAAACAAACUAAGGGAGGCCUCUGAACCCCCUGAAGAAAGAAGAGCGUCCAAAGUGAACCACAACGAUCAUGGUGAGAAUUUUAAUUCUCCAUCAUUUGAAAACACUCUGAAAAUGACGAAGAAAACCACAAAAUCCACAACCUAUAACAACAUCCAAGUCCACAGUUCCGUAGAUAGUCGUCGGAACAGUGAUAUAGGCACUAUACGGCGUCAAAGUCACCAAAUGAUGCCUAUGGAUCAAGACCUUUCGCACGUCCAACGGACGUAUGUGUUACAGAAUCAAGCCCUUGCUAGAAACAAUUCUGUGUUGAUGAGCCGGAUCCUGGAGAUGGAGGCGCGUUUAAACAGCGUGGUGAACGAAAACAUGACUCUUCGAACCCUUCGAAACUCGAAAGAUCUCGAGGUGAGGAAAGAAGUGGAAUCACUUCUUCGCUACGUGGAACUGGAAGUUUUGGGAAAAGUUGGAGAAAUAUGCCACGUUUUGGCAACUGUAAGACAUCGUGAUAUGCUUCCAGAAAACCCAGUGCUCAAACAAGUUGCUCUGAUUGUUGGUUCAAGUGCACCGGCCACCUCCACUCCAAUUGAAGGUGCCAGUCGUCCCGAUAUGCUGCAAGAAUUUCACGACUUGGAAAUGUCUAUACCAGCAACUGGAGACUUCAAGGGCUCGUUGGUAAUUCCAGAAGCCCAGCUCACCAACGUGAGACCUGACGCCGUGCACGUUUCGCUCGACACCAGCUACGAAGAAGCGAAUGAGACUGUGGUUGAAGGUAUCACUGCCAAUGCAAGCACCGCUCCACAAUCCAAGCCCUCCACGUCUGCAAUAUGUGAAAGUAUCGAUUCCAGCAAACCAGGUCUUCAGCUUUUAGAGGAAAUUGGAGCAUACGCUGAAACAGACUCAUCAGAUAAAGAAAUUCCAGACGAAAUUGCUCAAAAGACACCAAAAUCCAAGAGCACCAAGAGCACCAAGGUCAACAUCAAAACAAAUGCAAAGACCAAUCCCCAAAUCAAUUCCAACUCUCAAAGCAAAACCAAUGCCAAAACUCAAAAGACGCACCCGUCCAAUGACUUUAAUCUGGCACCACCAAAGUUAGACGACCAGUCUAUGGUUUCGCCUCCGCGAAGAAGAAACAGAAAGUCUAUAAGCUAUGUUAUGCCAUCUUUGCGUGUUAAAAUGAGACGGGAAUCUGCCAAGUUUAUUGAUGCCGUUGUGGAUGUGAAACAGGAACCGUUACUGUCUCCCGUUCCCGAGCCGAAGCCCAAGAGGAAAGCUCUCUCUGACGUUACCGACUCUACUAAUAACAAAAGAAAACCAGGAAACAAGAAGAGAAAGGCUACGGCUGCGUUUAGUUUGGACGGAGAAAACCGUUCGAAAAGAGAAGUUGGUGUUUGA